UAUAGAAGCGUUCGUUCUUUUGUCCUGAUAAAAUAGGGCCAAGGCCUAUAAGACAAAGCAUAUUGACACCACUAGCUGUGGUCCAUCGGCUGUUGCGAGAAUGGUAGCGACGAACGUGAAGGCAGAAACAAUGUCUCUGAUGGACAAGCGCACUGCCGUCGAGGCCGAGAUGAACUCGAUCAUCGCCCGCCUCACUCAGCCCGGCGCUCCUGGUCUCUCCGGCAAUCUCGUUGAUUCCGAGGGUUUUCCCCGUACGGAUAUUGACAUUCCAGUUGUUCGAUCUGAACGACGUCGUCUUGCAGAGCUGCGUAAUGACCACAAUGAGAUAACUGAGAAGAUAAAUCAAAAUAUACAAAUUUUGCAUGCAGCAAGGGUUGGAAAUAAAUCAACAUCCUUCAAGAGUUCAGAUAAUGGUGAUGGAUCAGAUAUUCAAAUCUCAUCAACUGUAGAUGCUGUUGCUUCAACACCGUCACAAAACAUUCUUCUGAGACAUUCCCCUGAUUCCAUGGAUGUGAAUGUGUUAGUCAGUAGACCCUUUGCAAUGGUUGAUGAAAUUGCAGAUGCAUCACCGGCAGCUGAAGAUGGCUUACAACUUGGAGACCAAAUUUUGAAGUUCGGAAGUGUGGAAGCAGGUGAUAAUUUGCUCCAAAGACUUUCUUCUGAGGCUCAGUCAAAUGUAGACCGCACAGUACCUGUUAUUAUAAUAAGGCAAGGCACAGUGAUCAAUCUUACUGUCACACCAAGAACAUGGCAAGGCAGAGGUCUUAUGGGAUGCCAUUUUCGGAUCUUGUAGGGUGCGAUCAUCCCAUGGUGGAGGCGGUUGCUUGUUUCCUUUAUUUGGCUUUUUCCAAAUGCUGUUAUUGGCCUCAUGUCGUUUUUAUCUUUUGCGAUUACUCACUUGUCUUGGCAAGAUUUUCUGUGUUUGGGUAAAGCUUACUUUAAAUUCCGAACAGCCUAUAUUUGUAAGAUUCUCCUUUCAACUAAAAAGUAUAUUAUCCAGUCUCAGAAGGUUUAACCAUUGCGAUUUAAAACAUAAAUGUUGGACGGUGAAUUCCUGG
Molecule: messenger RNA, 1058 nt
Organism: Arachis ipaensis
Lineage: Eukaryota; Viridiplantae; Streptophyta; Magnoliopsida; Fabales; Fabaceae
Product: 26S proteasome regulatory subunit
Biological process (GO): proteasome regulatory particle assembly
Cellular component (GO): nucleus; cytoplasm
Molecular function (GO): protein binding
Source: RefSeq, a predicted model, not a curated record